Messenger RNA from Lycium barbarum (goji berry), 1601 nucleotides. Its product is annotated as putative pentatricopeptide repeat-containing protein At1g03510. Lineage: Eukaryota; Viridiplantae; Streptophyta; Magnoliopsida; Solanales; Solanaceae. The coding region runs from base 14 to 1345 and encodes 443 amino acids. The record is from RefSeq and is a predicted model, not a curated record. Gene Ontology annotation, molecular function: protein binding; RNA binding. Gene Ontology annotation, biological process: RNA modification. The transcript has a single exon.
UCCACCCAACGGUAUGUAUACUCAAAACAGGGCGCCAAAAAACUACAAAACAAUGGGUUCAUUUUCUUCAAACUUCCUUCGUUUGCUCUCUCAAACAAAACUCUUAACAUCUCAUGUCAAUAAAGGCCAACACAAACAAGCCCUUUCUCUAUUCCACCAAAUCCAUUCAACCCUUUCCCUUUCUCUCGACCCUUUCGUAUUCCCUCUCGCACUCAAAUCAUGCGCCGCGCUGAAUUCCCCUCAGCUCGGCGCAACCAUUCACGCUUACACAUACAAAGCAGCCUUUGCAUCCAAUCCGUUUGUCGCUUGCGCUUUAGUCGACAUGUACGGGAAAUGCGUGUCCCUCACGUAUGCCCGCCAACUGUUCGAUGAAACGCCUGAACGAAAUGUUGUCGUUUGGAACGCGAUGAUUUCGCUCUACGCGCGUGAGAAUGAUAUCGGGAGCGCGUUGGAGUUGUUUCGGGCGAUGAAUGUUGCGGUGGCGCCUAAUUCGUCCACGUUUAACGCGAUUAUCGCGGGGUUGGCGGAGACGGAGGACGGGUUUUCUAAGGCCGUUUCGUGUUACCGAGAGAUGGGGAAGAUGGGUUUGAGGCCGAAUUUGAUUACCGUUCUUGCAUUGUUACGCGCUUGUAUUGGUAAGGCGGAUUUGAAUUUGAUCGAACAGAUUCACGGGUAUUCGAUAAGGAACGAUAUCGAUCCGGACCCGCAAUUGAGGAGCGGGUUAAUCGAGGCGUACGGGCGUUGCGGGUGUCUUGAAAAAGCCCAUCAGGUGUUUGUUAGUAUGAGGGAAAGGGAUGUAGUUGCUUGGAGUAGUUUGAUCUCGGUUUACGCGCUACACGGGCAGGCGGGACCAGCGCUUGAAGUUUUUAAACAAAUGGAAAAGGCCAAUGUUAAGCCUGAUGGAAUUACUUUUCUUGGGGUUUUGAAAGCUUGUAGUCAUGCUGGACUAGCUGAUGAAGCACAAAUGUAUUUUUCUCGUAUGCGAGUUCGAUAUGGUGUUGAAGCGAACAGCGAUCACUACGCGUGUUUGAUCGAUGUGUUGAGUAGGGCGGGGAGAUUGCAUCAGGCGUAUGACGUUAUUAGGAAAAUGCCGGUGAAAGUGACUGCGAAAGCUUGGGGAGCAUUACUUGCUUCUUGUCGAACUUAUGGAGAAGUCGAGCUGGCAGAAAUAGCUGGACGAGCAUUGUUUGAAGUAGAGCCUGAGAAUGCUGCUAAUUUUGUGAUACUGGCAAGAAUUUAUGCUAGUAAUGGGCGAUUUGAGGAAGCGGAAAGACUUAGAAGAGAGAUGAUCAAGAGGGGCAUGAAAUCAGCUCCUGGUAGCAGUUGGGUAGUACAUCAAGAUUGAGUUUCCUAUUAUUUACUUUGGCUGGUUCAGUUAACAAUUCACUGAAAUUUGGGGUGUGUUUGGUACAGACAUUUUCCAAAUUUUUUCAUAUUAGGUUGGUCAAAAUGUUUUGGAGAACGUUUUCUUUUAGAAAAUAGGUUCUUUAAAAAUGAGGAAAAUUACUUUCCUAAUGGAAGUAGGGACAACAAGUUUCAUAAGUGACAUUCCUUCUUCAUUAUCUCUUCCACACCCACCCAAUGUCCCCAACCCUCACCCC